This is a messenger RNA of Oncorhynchus mykiss (rainbow trout), 2511 nucleotides long. Its product is annotated as cysteine-rich protein 2. The record is from RefSeq and is a predicted model, not a curated record. Lineage: Eukaryota; Metazoa; Chordata; Actinopteri; Salmoniformes; Salmonidae.
UUCUCCCGCCCUGUCUGUGACUGACGGCGAGCCGGACCAAAGAGGUGCAAGAGGCGGAGGUUAUGCAAAUGUAGCGCGGUGAUGUGAAAGAGAUGCUCUCAGCGAACAGAGCAGCACUUACGCUUGAAUGAGAUACAAAGACAACGUGGACACAGAACUCUGCUUUUUCGUCGAUAAAACCAUCGCAACAUGGCUUCAAAGUGUCCCAAGUGUGACAAGACAGUGUAUUUUGCUGAGAAGGUGUCAUCACUGGGGAAGGACUGGCAUAAGUUCUGUCUGAAGUGUGGCCGCUGUAGCAAAACUCUGAACGCAGGAGGACAUGCUGAGCAUGAUGGGAAGCCCUUCUGCCACAAACCAUGCUAUGCUGCCCUCUUCGGACCAAAAGGUGUAAACAUCGGUGGAGCAGGGUCCUAUGUGUAUGAAGCCCCCCUCAACAAUAGCCCGACCCCAACUGACGUGGAUGCCCCCCCCAAACCUGAGGAGAAGGCGGCGUUGGUACCCAGGGCUCCUGUCAAAGCUUCCAGCAUCACUACCUUCUCUGGUGAGGCCAACCUGUGUCCCAGGUGUAACAAGAAGGUCUACUUUGCUGAGAAGGUGACUUCCCUGGGGAAAGACUGGCAUCGGCCCUGUCUCCGCUGUGAGAGGUGCAGCAAGACCCUGGCCGCCGGCAGCCAUGCAGAGCAUGAUGGCCAGCCAUACUGCCACAAGCCAUGCUAUGCUUGUCUCUUCGGACCCAAAGGGGUGAACACUGGUGGUGUAGGCAGCUACAUCUACGAGAAGGAUGUCUGCACAGAGGCCCAGCCCUGAGCUGCUGCUGUCUGCCCCGUCCAGUCCCCAGCCUCCGAGACCAACCUGACUUCUCCAAUACUACUUCCACGAUCCAACACAGUGUUAUUAUCACUAGGCUAGCCUCUAUAGCUCGUUCUAUAAGCAGCCCAGAGACCUGAGACCCCGCCACUAGCCUCUAUUUCCUCCCCUUCAACCCCUGAAACCUGUACCACCUGGCUAUGCCCACCUCAGCCUCCUAGCACAGCGACCUUCUAAAUUACAUCUUAUUUACACGUAAAAUAUAUAUAUUUAUUGAAAUCAGUGGGUCCGUAGUGAAACCAAAAGCACCACAUUAGUGUAUGUGAAUGCCAUUCUCUCUCCCCACUAAAGCAUAAGGGCCAAGAAGCCCAUUCUUCACUUUUAUGAGUUCAUGAUCAGUUUGUCAUGUUUAUGUAUAUUUACGAGUGUGGAUAUAUACGCAUUACAACCCAACAUAAAAUGUAACUUUAAGAACUGCCAUAAAACAUAUUUUAUUUUCAUUUUAUUUCUCUUUAAGUACCUUUUUAACGGGACAGUUCAGCAUAGAUCCGUUGAGGGGGAGUUUAGAGACCGGGUGAAAAGUUUAAAAUAAUCCCUCUCUGUAAACAUAACACAUUUUAGGCUUUCCUCAGAGUAGUGAUACAUGGUGUUUUAAAGGAAGGUGCUGCGUUGUCACGGUAACAUGCUGACAGGCCAGGGGUAGGGAUCUAUCUCACCUGGGAGAGAGGGAGUAGUCUGGCUACAGGUGCAGAUGGUGCUGAUCAGGACAGGAGCACUACUACAAAGACCCAGAUUUAUACUGUUUUGGCCGUCCAACUACAUUCCUGAUCAAAUGGAUGAUAUUAAAACCUCUGUCUGUGGGGUUUAGGUUUCAGAAAGAGUCUGGAUGGUGUUAAGAUAUGUUGUUUUAGGGUGGUGGGUUUUUGAGGGUAGCCUGGUUCCAGAUUCCUGUUUUGCCAAUGGAUACCAUUAGAGUUUGCUAUACAGAACAACACAUCUGGACCCAGGCUAUUCUGAGGGUCCUGUUACUGGCUUGGCAGGGUACAUUGUGUAUGUACAUUACUGUAUAGAGUUCAGGCAUGGAAUCAUUUUUAAAUUGGUUUGAUUGACACAGGAUGUAUUUAUUGAUUGGUUAAGAAUAUACCAGUAAAAUUGCAUAAGGAAAUUGCAUUGUACUACAGCUACCCCUAUGGGACAAAUGAAGGAAGGAAACUGAACAUAAACUGUUCAGUGACGAAACAUAAACUUGUAGAAUAUAGACCAUCCAAAAGCUGUCCAAGCUGUACAUUUCCAUAUGGUCAAAAUGUUAGUGUGGUGAGGAACCCUGAUGUAUUCCUCACUGACAUUAAUAUGAGCUGAAGUAUUAUAGUUGGAAGUAGCCUAUAGAACCUUUGUGUGUCUGAAAUAGCACCUUGUUCCCUAUAUAGUGGCCUGGUCAAAAGGAUUCAACUACAGGGAAUAGUGUCUGAUUUUGGACACACACAGAAUAACUGGCAGACACUACAGACAAAGCAUUCUGUUGGAAUGUGCCUUAGUAUUAUAUAUAUAAUAUGACUGUUAAUGAUUGUGAUGAUCAGUAGUUAUCUGUUUUGUGUAGUAAGGCUUUAAAACACUUCAGGACUCGCUGAAAAAAUAAAAUGGCUACACUUCUUCAGUCCUGUUGCUUCUGUCUUUUGAACCCAUGAAUUAAACUUUCUAUCUAUA